CCUACGCUCGGCUCAAACGCAGUCUGCCCGUGACUCGGGCACAACGCUUGUUAAACUCCUCCACUUAAACCUUGCCUAGUGUUGUGUGAUUCUAUUAAUAGUACAUCGAUCAAGUCAUCAUGAUUAUCUACUUGGUGGGGAUCGUGGUGUUCCUCGUGCUGGUGCAUUACCUCAGCCAGGUCUUCUCCAGAUUCUAUCGCUAUGGAGUCAAGUUCGACAUGCCUUUGCCCAUAAUAGGGAACAUGGCUGACAUGCUGCUGCGCAGGAAGCACAUUGUUGAUGCUUUACAGGAAAUCUACAACAGAUAUAGUAAAGAGAGAUUUAUUGUCAGAUAUGAAUUCUCAAACCCGAUAGUCAUAGUCCAUGAUAUUGAACUGGUUAAAAAGAUAACAGUCAAAGAUUUCGAACAUUUCCUCGACCAUCGGUCCAUAUUCAGCAACAGCGACUCAUAUUUUGGUCGUAACUUGUUUUCUAUGAAGGGUCAAGAAUGGAAGGACAUGAGAUCAACAUUGAGUCCAGCUUUCACGAGCUCCAAGAUUCGCUUGAUGGUGCCAUUCAUGGUUGAAGUGGGCGAUCAGAUGAUAUUGGCAUUAAAACAAAAAUUGAAGGACUCGAAAGCUGAUACGUUAGAAGUAGACGUCAAGGACAUGACGACCCGGUUUGCUAACGACGUGGUUGCAACAUGUGCUUUUGGACUGAAAGUGGACUCUCAUCAUGAUCCGGAGAAUAGCUUCUACGUUAUGGGAAAAAAGAUAUCCACAUUUACAUUCCGUCAGAUUUUAACGUUCUUCUUUUUGAUGAAUCUACCGAAACUUGCCAAGCUUAUGAAAUUGGAUUUCCUUACUGAAGAAGGAAAAUUGUUUUUCAAAGACUUGUUUAUGGGAACUAUGAGGGACCGUGAAGAACGUAACAUUAUCAGACCUGAUAUGAUUCACUUGCUCAUGGAAGCCAAGAAAGGAAAAUUAACCCAUGACGAAGUGAAGACUAACGACACAGCUGCAGGAUUCGCGACAGUAGAGGAAUCUUCGGUUGGACAAACAAAAAUUAAUAGAGUCUGGACGGACCACGACCUCAUAGCUCAAGCAGUGCUGUUCUUCAUUGCUGGUUUCGAAACCGUAUCAUCAGGUAUGUCAUUCCUGCUGUAUGAGCUGGCUGUCAACCCUGAUGUCCAGGAUCGAUUAGCACAGGAAAUCAAGGAAGUCGACGCCAAAAACAAUGGAAAGAUAGACUUCAAUUCAAUACAGAAUAUGGUAUAUAUGGACAUGGUUGUCUCAGAGCUUUUGAGAAUGUGGCCACCUGGUAUCGCCCUUGACAGGAUAUGCGUUAAAGAUUACAACCUGGGAAAACCCAACGAUACCGCUGAACGUGAUUUUAUUGUCCAGAAAGGUACGGGUAUCUCAAUACCUGUAUAUGCCUUCCAUCGGGAUCCUAAGUUUUUCCCAAACCCCAACAAAUUCGACCCUGAGAGGUUCUCCGAAAAGAACAAACAUCUGAUUUCGACGUUCGUUUACAUGCCUUUUGGUUCUGGACCCAGAAAUUGUAUAGGGUCGAGAUUUGCUCUCUUCGAGAUUAAAGUGUUGACGUAUCAGAUUCUUCAGCACUUCGUCCUCUCCCCUAGUGCUAAAACAUGUAUUCCUGCAGAGUUAUGCAAAGAAACCUUUAAUAUAAAGCUCAAAGGAGGACAUUGGCUUGACUUCCAAAUUAGAACUUACGGGACUUUUAAACGUCAAAUAGAUAGACGACAUUAUGUCAAUGUGUUUGCUUAUAUUUACUUCUUUUUGCAGAAAAUGAUAAUAUUCUUAAUAUGGGUGGCGGUACUGAUCGCAGUGCUGGUGCUAUACCUGCGCCAGGUCUACUCCAGGUUCUCUAGAUAUGGAGUCAAGUUCCUCAAGCCAGUGCCGUUGCUAGGCAACAUGGGUCGGGUCCUAUUCCGAAGGGAACACUUUGCUUACGAUAUUCUCAAUUUGUACAGGACAUUUCCUGAAGAGAGAUUUGUAGGAAGAUUUGAAUUCUUGAAUGAGAUGGUAAUGAUCCGGGACAUAGAGUUGAUCAAGAAGAUUACUGUAAAAGACUUCGAGUACUUCUUGGAUCAUCGCACCCUGGGAUCUGAUUCAGUGUUCGGAAGGAGCUUGUUCUUUUUGAAAGGUCAAGAAUGGAAGGACAUGCGUUCAACACUGAGUCCAGCAUUCACGAGUUCCAAGAUACGUCUGAUGAUUCCAUUCAUGGUGGAUGUUGGGGACCAGAUGACGGAAACUUUGAAAAGGAAAAUUAAAGCAUCUAAGGAUGGCUACUUAGACGUAGAUUGCAAAGAUCUGACGACACGAUACUCGAACGACGUCAUAGCGUCCUGCGCCUUCGGGCUGAAAGUCAACUCUCAUACCGAGGUAGACAACCAGUUCUACACGAUGGGCAAAGAAGCUACCAACUUCAACUUCCGACAAAUGAUCAUGUUCUUUCUGCUUGUCAACAUGCCGAAGGUCAUAAAGUUCAUGAAAUGGGAAAUGAUAUCAGAAGUUCCUAGGACAUUCUUUAGAAAUUUGGUUCUGGAUACAAUGAAAGAUCGUGAGCUGCGACACAUCAUAAGACCUGAUAUGAUACAUCUGCUGAUGGAAGCUAAAAAAGGGAAACUGUCUCAUGAAGAUGUUCAACCAAAUGAUGCCGCCGCUGGAUUUGCAACUGUUGAAGAAUCUUCAGUUGGACAGAAGGAAUUGAAUAGAGUAUGGCAUGAUGAUGACUUGAUAGCCCAAGCAGUUCUAUUCUUCGUGGCAGGAUUUGAAUCAGUAUCUUCCACAAUGUCGUUCCUUCUGUAUGAGCUAGCUGUGAACCCUGAUGUUCAGGAGCGCUUGGCUCAAGAAGUCAAAGAGCAUGACAUCAAGAACGGCGGCAAGUUUGACUUCACCUCUAUACAAAACAUGACUUACAUGGAUAUGGUGGUCUCAGAAUUGUUAAGAAGAUGGCCUCCAGCCGUUGCUAUGGACCGCGUCUGUAAUAGAGACUACAAUCUAGGCAAACCUAAUGACAAGGCAGAAAAGGAUUUCAUUUUGCGUAAAGGGACAUGUGUAAUGAUGCCGACCUUCGCGUUUCAUCAAGACCCUGAGUUUUUCCCGGACCCAGAGAAGUUUGACCCUGAACGAUUCUCCGAAGAGAACAAGCACAGGAUCCAGCCACUCUCAUACAUGCCGUUUGGAUUAGGACCUAGGAAUUGUAUUGGUUCAAGAUUUGCGCUCUGCGAGUUAAAAGUGAUGACGUACCAGGUGCUGCGUCAGAUGGUGUUGUCUCCUUGUGAGAGGACCUGCAUCCCCGCUGAGCUCUCCACAGACAGCUUCAAUAUCCGACUGCAAGGCGGGCACUGGCUGAGGUUCAAACUCCGAGAGUAG
Messenger RNA from Trichoplusia ni (cabbage looper), 3377 nucleotides. RefSeq lists its product as uncharacterized. The transcript has 22 exons. Lineage: Eukaryota; Metazoa; Arthropoda; Insecta; Lepidoptera; Noctuidae. The coding region runs from base 120 to 3377 and encodes 1085 amino acids. The record is from RefSeq and is a predicted model, not a curated record. Gene Ontology annotation, molecular function: monooxygenase activity; oxidoreductase activity, acting on paired donors, with incorporation or reduction of molecular oxygen; heme binding.